CCCGCCUGCCUCAACUCGGCCGUGCUGGUGCUGUUCAGCUGCGACCUCUGCCUGGUGCGAGCGAAUAGGCCGCCGUCCCCAGUCAACGUGACGGUUACGCACCUGAAGGCAAACUCUGCCACUGUCUCCUGGGAUGUCCCGGAGGGAGACGUCAUCAUUGGCUAUGCCAUCUCACAGCAGCGGCAGGACGGGCAAAUGCAGCGGUUCAUCCGGGAGGUGAACACCACGAACCGGGCCUGCGUGCUGUGGGACCUGGCGGAGGACGCAGACUACAUCAUCCAGGUGCAGAGCAUCGGCCUGCACGGAGAGAGCCAGGCCAGCAAGAGGGUCCAUUUCCGGACCCUGAAAGAGACCGAUCGCCUCCCCUCCAACAGCUCCAACCAAGGUGACAUCACUGUGGAAGGGCUGGACAAGGAGCGGCAGCUCCAGACCGGGGAGAUUGUCAUCAUCGUGACUGUGCUGCUCAUGUGGGCAGCAGUGAUUGCGCUCUUCUGCAGACAGUAUGACAUUAUCAAGGACAAUGACUCCAACAACAACAAGGAAAAGACUAAGCCGUCCUCAGAGCACAGCACGCCGGAGCGACCCACGGGGGGGCUACUGUACAGUAAGAAAAAGUCUCUGUCUGUCAAUAUCAUUGAGGUGUGAGCACAGUCCAGCUCUGGAUCUGGGAAUGCUGCCAGACCCAAGGAAGAUCAUGGGAUAAAAGGACAACAGCAGGCUGCCAGCCUGCAACCCUCAGCAUGCAAAGAAUUAUCAGAAAUUAUGCUUCUUCCAAGGCCUUCUCCCCUCAAGGGGAUCUGCAUGGAGACUGUUUGGAUGAUGCAUGCAGAACUCAGCCUCACACCCAUCAUAUAACCGCGCACGGGCCACUCAGGAGUCAAUGGGGAGUCUGGAACAGCACCGAAAGAACAGCAAUAUCCAGAUUUCAAGGGAUGGGGGAGCCUCCUGCUGAUGCAGGGAUAAUGUUGUGGAAGUGGGAUCUCAUGGCCCUGUCACCCAGCAACUGUUAGGUAAAUGGCAGUGUGUCCUCAUGUUCAUGCUGUUACAGCCCUAGGUAUGGCCAGACCUAAGCCAGGGCGCAGACAUAGCUCCAGUUACCUAGGAGGGGUCUAGCUCUCAUCCAGCAUGCCUGGAGACUCAGAGGGAUUUUGUUUGUUUACAGUCCCAGAGAAGUGCCCACUUUCCAGCCCCCUAACCCUGCAAGCCCAGACUGUGGAGCUCAUAGAGGUGGAGCAGGUGCUAGCUCAGGAAGGGCUGGCAAGAGAACUGAUCGGAGCUGGGGAGGUUUCCUGAACACUCCCCAACAUCUGGAGUCUGAAUUGCAGGACGGCCCCAUGCGCCCUGCAGACAUGACCAGAGAUGGAAUCCCAGCCCAAGGAGGCAGGAAGUUGGCUGGGUCACUGAGCUGACUUCAGCUGCUGGCAGCUCAGAUAAGCUUCCAUACCUUCCCUUAGCGUGAGUGAGACCACCCCAGGGAGGUGAGGACCUCAGACCAGGAAGUGCCAACGCUGCCUUGUGCUGUGCCCGGCAAACAGCAAAGCAGGGCCUUGCUGCAGAGACAGCGGGAUGCAGGGGAGAGUUCUCCCUAUCACAUCUCACGCCUGCCCAGUUUGUAGGGCAGCAGGGACGUACCCAGUGCCCAUAAAAACAUAUCCCCUGCUAACGGCAUUGCCUGGGAGGUCUCCAGGUCACGGUUCAGCUCUGGGUGUGGGAGGGAAAUCUAGCACAUGUACCUCUGAGUCCUCUCCUCUGCCUCCCGCAAAGGCUUCCAGCAUACAGAAGCUCUGUUCCAGCAGCCCUGGUGCAGGCCACAUGGAGCUACAGUCUGGACCACUGGGAAACAUCCCCAGGCCACAGAGAAAUGUGUGUGGCAGGGGAGAGAAUAUCAUGCUGAAUCGCCAAGCCCCUGGGGGGCAAAGGCCACAAUGCAAACUGCCUGUGGCCCAUAUGCCUCUGCCCAUCAGGCAAAGGCCUCAGCUCAGGGUUCUGCCCGAGCCCCCUCACUCUGCCAAGGCCUCACCAUAGGGCCUGCCCCAGCUCUAUCCUACUGCUCUUGCCCGUUUUUAAGCCUGGCAUUGAAGGCCUCACAGCAGGCCCUGCCCCGAUUGCAGUGUAGUUUUAUGUUGGGUCCCUAUGGCGUGUGAGGGGAUAGUUCCUUUACACACCAGUGCAUGGCCUAGAAGGGAUUGGUCUCCAGCCAGAGGGAGAUGUUGCUGCUGGAGAGAGGCUGUCCCAGGGCUUCCCAGACACACAGCACUUGCUCUAUGGAGGAGGCAGUGGCGUCAGAGUCUGUGCAGGGAGCCAUUCCCCCUAGGAAAUGUGCCACUCCAGCCCACCCUCAUCACAUCAUCAGCCCUGAACCUGGGCAGAGUUCUCCCUCCCUACCCCAUGGCUGGCAUGGCAACCCUUUGCAGCCUCCCGUGCCCUCCAAUGACUGCCUCGGACACUGCCAUGGCGUAGUUUCCAGCGACGCACUCCUGGGGUGGGUAGCAGGCCAUCUGGGAUCCAGGGGUUAAAUAAAUCUGCCAACAGGGGCCUGGUGGGCAGGAUUCUAAGCCUGAGUUCUAUAGUGUCCAUUAUGUCACAA
Messenger RNA from Mauremys reevesii (Reeves's turtle), 2587 nucleotides. It is a transcript of the gene FNDC4, whose product is annotated as fibronectin type III domain containing 4. The coding region runs from base 196 to 645 and encodes 149 amino acids. The transcript is spliced from 6 exons. The record is from RefSeq and is a predicted model, not a curated record. Gene Ontology annotation, molecular function: protein binding. Lineage: Eukaryota; Metazoa; Chordata; Testudines; Geoemydidae.